CUCUUAUUGUACAUCUAGUUUUCAGUUUAACAGCAUGUUCGGGUGUGUUAUGGCUUUACGACUUUCAAGAUUUGCGCUCCAAAAUGGGCACAAAUUUCGUGGUUACAGCCGCUGUAUGUCGGCCAUCGCCCAGCCGCAGCCGGUUGAAUCGAAGCAGUAUCCCGAGAAGAUAACAAACAUUGUGACCGAGAUCUCAAAGCUGACCUUAAUCGAAGUAGCAGACUUAAAUGAACUCCUUAAAAAGACGUUAAAUAUUCAGGAAACUCCUAUGAUGGCUGCCGUAGCAGCUGGUCCAGCAGUCCCUGCUGCGCCUGCAGAGGACGACGAGCCUCAGGUGAAGAAGAUGCAGACAUCGUUCAAACUUAAACUAGUCAAAUUUGAUGAGGCUAAAAAGAUCGCCCUCAUCAAGGAACUCAAGAAUAUUAUGGAGGGUACUAAUCUCGUGCAGGCAAAAAAAUUUGUUGAGAGUGUGCCUCAAGUUAUAAAGGGCGACCUAACUAAAGAAGAGGCUGAAGGGUUGAAAAAAACAAUAGAAGCUGUCGGAGGAGGCUGCGAAAUCCUCUAGGCCUUAAACAUACGGUACGAAGUGAUCGUGUCACCUGCAUCUCCAAGCGCCAACUGUAGAUUCAUAUAAUUAAGGCCUAUAAAAACAACAGUAUGUUUGAUACGUACGCGUCCUUUAUUUUAAGCGAUGUGUUUGCAAAAAUAAUAGUAAUAAUAAAGAAUAAAUAAAGGUUAGAGUUUUACAUUAUUAUGCGA
Molecule: messenger RNA, 759 nt
Organism: Varroa destructor (honeybee mite)
Lineage: Eukaryota; Metazoa; Arthropoda; Arachnida; Mesostigmata; Varroidae
Gene: mRpL12
Product: mitochondrial ribosomal protein L12
Biological process (GO): translation
Cellular component (GO): ribosome; mitochondrial large ribosomal subunit
Molecular function (GO): mRNA binding; structural constituent of ribosome
Source: RefSeq, a predicted model, not a curated record